UCGUUAAACCUCAGAGAAGAAGAAAGAAUACGAACAAAGCCUUCACACAAUUACAAUGCUCCGAUUCAGUCUCCGCCGUCAAAUCUCCAAUUCAAACGGCAUUUAUCGCCGGAACAUACACAGCGGUCUCGAAGAUGCCGGUCCAAUGGCAUCUAAGCUCAAAUCCCGAUCCGUCGUACGGUUUAGCGGACCGGAUACGGUUAAAUUUCUCCAGGGAUUGUUGACCAACGAUGUACGAAGGUUCGGUGAAUCCGCCGGCGAGAAAAGCUCCACGGUUCCUACUCCUAAUAUGCCUUCCGUUUCCACGCCGCCUAUGUACGCGGCGCUGUUAACUCCCCAGGGAAGGUUUCUGUACGAUUUUUUCCUGUAUAGCCCGACGAGACCCGACGAAAAGCUCGAUCGAACCGGUUCCGGACCCGGGUCGGAUCCGGGUCGUGAUGGGUCUGUUGAGUUGUUUGCAGAUGUUGAUGUCUCUGUCCUCGAUGAGUUGCUUGAAACACUAAAGAAAUAUCGUUUGAGGUCCAAAGUUGAUAUUGAAAACGUUGCAGAGGAGUUCUCGUGUUGGCAGCGUUACGGUAGAAACCUUUCUGGAUCUUCGUCUGUUGGUUGGGGAGGUGGUGUUGAUCGUGCUGGUGAAUCUACAGCUAGUGGUAAUAAGUAUGGCUGGCAAUGGUACGAGGAUCCAAGGUUGGAUUGCUUAGGUUACAGAAGCAUCUUUCCUUCCGAUGCAACCCCGCCUUUGGUUGAGGCGGAUAAAGAAACAGAUGAAAGCAAUUACCUUUUGUGGAGGUUAGAGCAUGGAGUUGCUGAAGGAUCAUCUGAAAUACCUAAAGGUGAAGCGAUUCCGCUUGAGUAUAACUUCGUUGGUCUUAAUGCGAUAAGCUUUGACAAAGGCUGCUAUGUUGGACAAGAACUUAUAGCUCGUACUCACCACCGUGGUGUCAUCCGCAAACGCCUAGUCCCUUUACGAUUCAUUGAUAGCAAUGGGAAAGAGGUGAACCAGAAAAUAGCAUCUGGAGCUGAGGUGGUUGAAUCAGGAAGCGGCAAGAAAGUGGGGACGGUUUCAACGGCUUUGGGUAGCCGAGGAAUGGGAGUGAUGAGAGUAGAGGAAGCCUUUAGAGCAUCAGGUGAACUGUCCGUAAGCAGCGGGUCAGAGGAGGUGAAGGUGGAGGCGAUUAGACCGACGUGGUGGCCUGCUGAGUGGUUCCAACAGAAUCAGUCAGGGGUUGCCUCUGCCUAGUAACUACUUCUUUUGAGGUUAAAAGAAAAUAUUUGAACAAAAUCUUGUGGCUUUACAUAAUAUGUUUACAUCUACUAUUAGAUGCUCCGGUAACAAGAUUCCUGUUGUCGGUGUUUGUUUUUGUAGUUCUACAGAAUAAAGUUGAAUACUUUUACGGCGAGAAGCUGCCCUUUAAUGUUUCUGGCAGGCAGCAAGCAAGUUCGUACCUUUGUUUUUGUAUUACACUGUUUAACAAGUAAUAAAGGUUGGAACUUUCCGGCCA
Brassica oleracea var. oleracea is the source of this 1502-nucleotide messenger RNA. Its product is annotated as putative transferase At4g12130, mitochondrial. Bases 56 to 1240 code for a protein of 394 amino acids. Lineage: Eukaryota; Viridiplantae; Streptophyta; Magnoliopsida; Brassicales; Brassicaceae. Gene Ontology annotation, molecular function: protein binding. Gene Ontology annotation, cellular component: mitochondrial matrix. The transcript is spliced from 5 exons. The record is from RefSeq and is a predicted model, not a curated record.